Messenger RNA from Cucurbita maxima (winter squash), 2564 nucleotides. Its product is annotated as calcium homeostasis endoplasmic reticulum protein-like. Gene Ontology annotation, molecular function: RNA binding. Gene Ontology annotation, biological process: intracellular calcium ion homeostasis; RNA processing. Lineage: Eukaryota; Viridiplantae; Streptophyta; Magnoliopsida; Cucurbitales; Cucurbitaceae. The record is from RefSeq and is a predicted model, not a curated record. Gene Ontology annotation, cellular component: perinuclear region of cytoplasm. The transcript has 4 exons. Bases 282 to 2327 code for a protein of 681 amino acids.
UCCAUUCCGGAGUCCGGACACGACGAAUGCGUUUAUUGCAGGUUCGCUUGUAGCCCUAAGGAUCCGUUUAGUAGACCGGAAAUUACAGCGGCGACCGACGAUUGACCUCGCCGGAGCCAUCGUGAAAUUGCAAGAACGGAGAGAGAGAAGGAAGGAAAGACCAAGAAAGAGUGUGAAGCCUGCUCGGAGGCUGGAUUGAAAGACGACGCUGAUGUUGUAGAUCGAAGAAUUUAUCGAGAUUUUUAUCCAGUUCAUAGUUCUUUUAGAAUUCUGGAUAGCUAAUGGAUCGACAGUCUCAAGAUUAUGCAGCUGCUUCUGCUCUGGCUUAUGCCCAGCAGCAGAGACAGGCAAAUAAUCUGCAACAACAGCAGCCGUUUGGAUUUCAUGGCCAACAUCAACAAUUUCCUCCAUCUGUUCCGGGUCCCCCUUUCCUACGGCCACAUCUUGCUAUGCAACAGUUCCCUUACCACCACCCUAUGCAGCAGCAACCACCACUCCACCCACAUCAUCCACCUCUUCCUCACCUUCUUCAUCUUCAACAGCAGCAGCAGCAGCCACCACCAGCUUUUUCUCCUCACUUACCUCCUCCAAUGGGUCCAUCACCUUUCCAUGUUCCCUAUGAUUCUGCUCCUCCACCAUCAGUUCCACCUCCUUCGGACCCCGAGCUCCAAAAACGAAUUGAUAAACUUGUGGAGUAUAUCAUAAAGAAUGGCCCUGAAUUUGAAUCCAUGAUACGUGAAAAGCAACAGGAUAAUCCAGCAUAUGGCUUCCUCUUUGGUGGGGAGGGGCAGAGUUACUAUCGUUAUAAGCUUUGGCUAAUGACUCGCCCACAUCUUUCACCCUUCAAUUCUCCCUUCUCAUCUUCAUCUAUGCCCACGUUGCACCCUCUUCCAAAUCCUAUGACAAGUCCAUCUCCUCUUAAUGCUCCUCCAUUGAAUGCUUCUGCAUCGAUAAUUGGGGUUCCUCAAAUGCAUCAAACUCCUUUUGCUUCUUUCUAUGAGCAACAGCACCAUCAACAGGCUUUUGGUGUGCCUGGUCGAUCAGACUAUGAUCAACCUUCAAAAUCUUUUGAAGGGCUUUCUGGACCUCUCCCUUCUGAUGUUGCUUUGGAGCUAAACAAUGUGCUUAGUAAUCUCACUGGUUCUAAAGAAUCGAUUAAAAGUGCUAAAACUUGGUUCAUGCAGCGGUCUCCUUUUGCUCCAGCUAUGGUUGAGGCACUUAGAGACAUGAUAUUUAACAUCGAUGAUUCCGAGAAGCAACUUCAUAUUAUAUACCUUGUCAAUGACAUUCUUUUUGAGAGCAUGAUGCGAAGAAACAAUAAAAAUGACCUUGACAACGAAGCUCUAGCUUUCAAACCAGUUGUAGGUUCCAUGCUUGCAAGAGUAUAUCACAACCCUCAAAUCAAGGAGGAAAGCCAUUUGAAAUUACAGAAGUUGGUACAGUUCUGGGCGUCCAAAGAGAUAUAUGAUCAAGAUACUAUUAAAACACUUGAGGGUGAAAUGAUUAAUGGAAUACCAACUAAAACUUUGCCAGGGCAUUCAAAAGAGCUGCCCUCUUCAGUUGAUUCAGCUGCUGGAUUAACACAACAUACAAAUAACCAUGCCAUGAACCAAUGGCAACCUGACAGGCAAGUCACCAUUCCAAGUUUUCCUGAUCAAGAGCACCCCGAUAAGGCUGUCGCCUCGGGCCAAGUGCUGCCAAGACCUGUAACGCCGCAGCAAUUUCUACCAACUGCUGCUUUCGUAAACUCCAUUCCCUUACCAACUUCUGUUCAACUACCAAACCAACGUCCCAAUGCCCAAUCAAUGCCACCACAGCCUGCUGCUGUGGGUGAAAAAUUGCCUCCUUAUCCUUUGUUUCCUCCUGGUCUUAUUCCUGGAAUGGUGAGAAAAAUGCAGAUUGGAAGUGGAGUCCCAUACUCUCCCAUGAGCCCUUUGGAUAUUCCAACUAUUAUUCCCCCACCCAAUAUAUCUCCCUCUGAAGUUCUUGAGAAAGUGUCUAAGUUCUUCAAAGAGAUUGGAGAGGUUAAUCCCUCAGAAGGACCAAUGAGCUCCGAUUCCAAAGACGACGAUUAUGAAUACGAGAGAGAACCAGCAGUACGUAAGGGUGGAGCUUGCAUUCCUCCUCCUCCCAACCUUCAGGUUGACCCAGAGACAGGUGCGUAUGCCGAUGGAAGUGUAGAUCGAAAAGGCUUGGGAAGGUUAGGACUAGGGGCUACCGCCAAUCCGAAUGAGGAUAGUCAAUAUGAUGAUGUUUAUACUUCUUAUAGGAAGCAAAGAAGUACCAAUUACCACUCUUCUUUGAGUACUAGGGCCACUACAAAGUGAAAAGAAACUGUUCAGUUUACUACUAGGAGUAAUCCUGUAUAACAUGCCAGCCCUUUUCUGUUUACAGAAGUUGCUGGAUUUCAGAUCGGAAAUUUCACCGUUAUUAGGUCAUUAUCAUUGGGCAGGAAUGUUCUUCUGAGCUGAUUGACGAUAUGCAACGAGGUUGCUUUUUUAGAUUGGUUUCUGUAGUAUAUUUGAAUACAGUUGACUGACUCGAUUAUAUUGGAAAUAAUUUGA